Messenger RNA from Striga hermonthica, 1059 nucleotides. The record is from the annotation of a GenBank genome assembly. NCBI's taxonomy places the organism in Eukaryota, Viridiplantae, Streptophyta, Magnoliopsida, Lamiales, Orobanchaceae.
AUGAAAUUUCUAUCAUCGUCUCUGGUAAUAUCACUGGCCGUCCUCCUUCCGGCGGCGGUCUCCGGCGACUGCACCUGCGAGCUCGACGGGGACGAAGCGGGCGGCGGCAGCAGCGGAAGCCUCGCCCUCAAAUACAAAAUCGCCGCCCUCGCCGCCAUCCUCGCCGCCAGUGCUGCCGGCGUCUGUCUCCCGGUGGUGGGAAAGACGGUGAAGGCCCUGAGCCCUGAGAGGAGCUUCUUUUUCGUGCUGAAAGCGUUCGCAGCCGGCGUGAUCCUGUCGACGGGGUUCAUCCACGUGCUGCCGGACGCCUUCGAGAGCUUGAGCUCGCCGUGUCUCGACAACCGGCCGUGGGGCGAAUUCCCGUUCGCCGGGUUCGUCGCCAUGGUGGCGGCGAUCGGGACGCUGCUGGUUGACACCUACGCCACGUCGUACUACGGGCGGCGCGAGGCGGCGAAGGGGACCCCGCCGGUGAAGGACGGCGUCGGCGGGGUAGAUGCCGGCCUGGUGCCGGUCCACACGCACGCGACGCACGGCCAUACGCACGGAGCUAUGUCGUCCGGAUCUGGCGAGCCUGAACUCCUACGCCACCGUAUCAUCUCCCAGGUUUUGGAAGUCGGCAUCAUAGUCCACUCGGUGAUAAUCGGGAUAGCAUUAGGCGCCUCGCAAAGCCCCAACACAAUACGGCCCCUCAUAGCCGCAUUGAGCUUCCACCAGCUUUUCGAAGGCAUUGGCCUCGGCGGAUGCAUCACGCAGGCCAAAUUCAACCCCCGAGCCGUGGCUAUAAUGGCCGCCUUCUUCUCCCUAACCACGCCUAUCGGCAUAGCCAUCGGCAUCGGGAUUGCGAGCGUGUACAGCGAGACGAGCUCGACUGCCCUCAUCGUGCAAGGUCUUUUCAACUCCGCAUCGGCCGGGAUUUUGAUUUACAUGGCGCUUGUCGAUUUGCUUGCGGCCGAUUUCAUGGGAACUAAAAUGCAGGGAAGUUCCAAGCUCAGGCUGGGUGGCACUGUUGCUCUUCUUUUGGGUGCUGGGUGCAUGUCCAUUUUGGCCAAGUGGGCUUGA